GGUCCCCCUCUCGUGGCGAAGCUCCUUUGCCCUGAGCGGAGGGAGGGUAGGGGAGCGUUGGUGUUGCGCAGGCGCGAGCAGAAGCUAUGGCGACCUUAGCGGUUUCGGAACCUUCGGCUCUCCAGGCUCCCGCGCAACCCGAGCAGAAGCCUGCCUUGAAACCAUGCUGCGCCUGCCCGGAGACGAAGCAGGCGCGGGACGCCUGCAUUAUUGAAAAAGGAGAAGAAAAUUGUGGUCAUCUUAUUGAGGCUCACAAGGCAUGCAUGAGAGCAUUGGGUUUUAAGAUAUGAUUCAGAGGAGCCAUAUUUUCAAAUGUUGGGUAAUUUGCUGCUGGAUGGUUAUUUUGGGAAUUUUCCUUUCCUGCUUUAAUACACUUUGUAUUGGAAGAUAUGAAACAUGUUUUAUAUAAAAAGAUGAAUGAAUUGAGAAAUAUUUAUAAUAGAUUCUAAUAUGGAAGAAGAAUGUUGCAUUACUGUCUUCAGUGGCUGGAUCCAGGCUGCGUGUGAAUAUAAGAGAUUCUCCUUCACAUAUUUUUUCAAGUUUUCAUUUGAGACAACAAACUGGCUCCUAUGGAAUGUUGAGUAGCAGUAGUCAUACUUUUCCUGUAUGGAUGAGAAUGAGUGUUAUAAAUAUAGUAAAUUAAACAAAGUUGUCUGAAUCCA
Messenger RNA from Pogona vitticeps (central bearded dragon), 662 nucleotides. It is a transcript of the gene COX17, whose product is annotated as cytochrome c oxidase copper chaperone COX17. Gene Ontology annotation, biological process: mitochondrial respiratory chain complex IV assembly. Gene Ontology annotation, molecular function: copper chaperone activity; copper ion binding. NCBI's taxonomy places the organism in Eukaryota, Metazoa, Chordata, Lepidosauria, Squamata, Agamidae. Gene Ontology annotation, cellular component: mitochondrial intermembrane space. The record is from RefSeq and is a predicted model, not a curated record.